UUGGUUUGGUUGGCAUCAGAAUUGGUUUAUUUAUUUCUCUGUCGUUUUCUGAUUGUGUGUUGCUGUUUGGUUUGAUCAAACUCUCUUCUCUUUCUGCAUUCAUUCAUUCAUUCAUUCAUUCCAUAGUGAAACAACAAAACAAACAACAAAAAGAGUUUUGAGUCUGAUCUGAUGUCUACCCUCACCGUACCCCCUCUUCCUCCUUCCCCCAGAGACGAUGCCAUACAACUUUACACUGCUUUCAAGGGAUUUGGGUGUGAUACUAGCGCUGUUAUCAAUAUACUUGCACAUCGAGAUGCUACACAGCGUGCCUACAUCCAACAAGAAUACAGAACAAUGUAUUCUGGGGAACUUCUCAAACGCUUAUCUUCCGAGCUUUCUGGCAAGUUGGAGACUGCAGUUCUGCUUUGGAUGCAUGACCCUGCCGGACGUGACGCAAUAAUCCUUAAGCAGUCUCUAAGUGUGGACAAAAAUCUCGAAACUGCUACUGAAGUAAUAUGUUCUCGAACUCCAUCCCAGCUACAAUAUUUAAGACAGAUAUAUCAUUCCAAAUUUGGCGUUUAUCUUGAACAUGACAUUGAAAGAAACACAUCUGGGGAUCAUAAAAAGAUUUUGCUUGCAUAUGUAAGCACACCACGGCAUGAAGGCCCUGAGGUUAAUAGAGAAAUGGCUGAGAAAGAUGCGAAGGUUCUCUACAAAGCAGGGGAGAAAAAACUGGGAACUGAUGAGAAGACUUUUGUGCAAAUAUUCAGUGAACGGAGUGCGGCACAUUUGGCUGCCAUAAGUUCUUAUUACCAUGGCAUGUUUGGACACUCAUUGAAGAAGGCAGUAAAGAAGGAAACAUCAGGGAAUUUUGCUCAUGCACUUUUGACAAUAGUCCAAUGUGCUGAGAAUCCCGCAAAGUAUUUCGCAAAGGUCUUACGUAAGGCGAUGAAAGGUUUGGGGACUGAUGACACCAAACUUAUAAGGGUGAUUGUAACAAGGACAGAGAUUGAUUUGCAGUAUAUCAAAGCUGAAUAUUUGAAGAAAUACAAAAAGACGCUGAACGAUGCAGUUCACUCAGAAACAUCCGGCCAUUACAGGACUUUUCUUCUCUCACUUUUAGGUCCCAACCAGUAGUCAAAAUGUUCAAUGAUGUUUUAUGUGGAGUAAAUUCACCGUACGAUGUUUGAAUAGAAGAGCAGUACCAAUCUUUUCUUUAGUGAUAUUGUAAAUCAGGUAGUACGUAGUGCUUUCUAAGUAAUGUGUACACAAACUCGGUUUCUGUUAGGACUUCAUGUAUUUGCUUGUCUGCACGACACACAGAUGAAGGAUUAUUGUGUAUAAUAUACAUAUAUAUACAAC
This is a messenger RNA of Gastrolobium bilobum, 1344 nucleotides long. RefSeq names its product annexin D5-like. Gene Ontology annotation, molecular function: calcium-dependent phospholipid binding; calcium ion binding. Bases 172 to 1119 code for a protein of 315 amino acids. The transcript has 6 exons. Lineage: Eukaryota; Viridiplantae; Streptophyta; Magnoliopsida; Fabales; Fabaceae. Gene Ontology annotation, cellular component: cytoplasm. The record is from RefSeq and is a predicted model, not a curated record.